Molecule: messenger RNA, 646 nt
Organism: Macrobrachium nipponense
Lineage: Eukaryota; Metazoa; Arthropoda; Malacostraca; Decapoda; Palaemonidae
Product: transcription elongation factor SPT6-like
Exons: 4
Coding region: 139-624 (161 amino acids)
Source: RefSeq, a predicted model, not a curated record
UUCAAAGAACCAUUACUUAGUCCAGCUGUAAUCCAACCAAAGGGUGGAAAUAUCGAAAGUUGCACAGCUGCGACGCCAUAUUGUUAUCAAUACUCCAAGUACGUCAAUAGAAAAACAAAGAAACUUAAGUCAGUAACAAUGUCGCAUUUCAUGGAUUUAGAAGCUGAAGAGAGUGAGGAUGAUGAUGCAGAGUACAAUGAAAAUGAAAAAAAAAUGUUGAAGAAGUUAAAAACAUCAAAGGUUGUGGACUCUUCCGAAGAAGAAGAAGACGAUGAGGAUAUGAUAAGAGAAGAAAAUAAAGGCUUUAUUAAUGAUGACGAUGAGGAAGAUGAUGAUGAUGCUGGCUCUGAUUCGGAUAGUGAUGGGGACACCAAAGGUAAACGACGGAAGAGAGACGAUGACGACGACGAUGAUCUGAAUGGGGAUAAUCUGGAUGAUGAUGAUUUAGAUCUCAUUGAAGAAAACAUUGGUGUAAAACUCGACCGGAAAAAAAAAUUCAAACGACUGAAGAUUGAUGAUGAAGAUUCAGAUGUUGAGGUAGAUGUCCAAGGCCAGAUUAGGAGAGACCUGUUUGAAGGAUCUGGAGAUGUAUGUAUAUUUAUCCUUCUCUGUCUUCAUUUUUAGUUUUGUUGCACAUUUUUUUUCA